AUGGCUUCUGUUCUUGCUGUUGGAGCCGGCGCUGCCGUUGCAGCUUUCCUCGGCCGAGCCGGUCUUGUCGCAUGGCGCCGAUCUCGCGGCGGCGUCGGCGCGAUGGGCAAGGCUUUCUACAAGGGCGGCUUCGAGCCCCGCAUGAACAAGCGCGAGGCCUGCCUCAUCCUCUCUCUCCAGGAGAGCGGUAUCAGCCGCGACAAGAUCCGCAAGGCGCACCGCACGCUGAUGCUCCUCAACCACCCGGAUCGCGGCGGAAGCCCGUACCUCGCGACCAAGGUCAACGAGGCCAAGGAGUUGCUCGAGAAAACGACGUCUUGA
Colletotrichum spaethianum is the source of this 321-nucleotide messenger RNA. Its product is annotated as mitochondrial import inner membrane translocase subunit tim14. Gene Ontology annotation, cellular component: PAM complex, Tim23 associated import motor. NCBI's taxonomy places the organism in Eukaryota, Fungi, Ascomycota, Sordariomycetes, Glomerellales, Glomerellaceae. Gene Ontology annotation, molecular function: ATPase activator activity. The coding region runs from base 1 to 321 and encodes 106 amino acids. The transcript is spliced from 3 exons. The record is from RefSeq and is a predicted model, not a curated record. Gene Ontology annotation, biological process: protein import into mitochondrial matrix.